Molecule: messenger RNA, 660 nt
Organism: Dissoconium aciculare CBS 342.82
Lineage: Eukaryota; Fungi; Ascomycota; Dothideomycetes; Mycosphaerellales; Dissoconiaceae
Exons: 2
Coding region: 1-660 (219 amino acids)
Source: RefSeq, a predicted model, not a curated record
AUGAAUUUCGCAGCACCGCCUCGGCCCGAUAUUGUGGCCAAUUGCGCCGUUUGUGGUGCACCGGAAAGUGCCGAUUGUGGUCACGAAGACAACCGUGUUGAGAUUGCGCUAAAUCAGGCGAUGCAGCAGUGGAGAGGAUAUCGGGCAAUCCGAGAAUGGUGCCUAGAGCACACACGCGCACAGGUGUUGCGGACAUACGAACACCUCCGUACCCUCCGUCUAGAAGCUCACCACGCCGCGAUGAUCAGCUCUUCUCCAUACUACAGCCUCUACGUCCAGUACAACGGAAAGCCGCCUCUCACGCCCGCCCAGAUCCACAUGGUCCAGGAGCACAUGCGGCGUGCAGAUGCUCAGCUCCAAGCUGGCAUCGAUGCGGACUGGCGCACCGCAUGCAAGCAGUAUCCGACCAUCUUCGAGUAUUAUUUCAACCUCGUUGACGUGGCGCUGCCAGCAAAUGACGACCCUAUCGUUGCUGAUCCCAGGUUUGGUGGCCACAGCGCUAGUCCUGGUGGAGCUGUCAUAAUGAUGAGAGAUUACGACCGAGAUGAUGAUCAUCACUCGCAUCACCAUCGCUCCUCGGGCAAGAAAGAGCGUAGGAGAGGCGUAUCACCGUCGCUGCCGCCGGUGCCGCUUGCGCCUGGUGGUUCAUAUAGGCGAUGA